Messenger RNA from Thamnophis elegans (Western terrestrial garter snake), 2828 nucleotides. RefSeq lists its product as uncharacterized. The record is from RefSeq and is a predicted model, not a curated record. Lineage: Eukaryota; Metazoa; Chordata; Lepidosauria; Squamata; Natricidae. Gene Ontology annotation, molecular function: nucleic acid binding; zinc ion binding. Gene Ontology annotation, biological process: virion assembly. Bases 771 to 2612 code for a protein of 613 amino acids. The transcript has a single exon.
CCAAGAUUCACUUCUCUUUUAGCUUUACUUUACUUCCCUAUUGUGGUUUGGAAAUCAUGUAUUGUAAUUUUCCUUAAAUAUUUGUAAUUUUACCCGAAAUAACUUUGUGCUGAUUUAGGUGAGAAGAUGACCUGUAUUAGUGCACGCCUAUAUGACGUCUGUAUGAUUUGUAAUAACCAUUUCAAAGGUAUAAAACCUCUGUCAAAAUGUACCUAAAAUCAGAUCAGUUAGGUGCAAAUCUACUGGUCUCUUGGAUGCAUCCAAUAAACCUUUCUUUUCUGGACAAAGGCAAUUGUCUCCUAUUCUUACGUAAGUAGAAAGGCAGACCCUGUUUUUGCCAUUACAUUUCUUGGCGAGCCAGCCAGGAGACGAUAGGGUCUUUGGGGACCCUCUGGGACCCCUAACCCGGGGGGCUGGGGGCUCAUCGGGUCAGGAACCUCUCUGGCGCCAAACGGACCUUUUGUUCCGAGGGAAUUUCCCGACAGCGAGGAGAACCCAGCCUCGGCGGUUAGCAGGUCUCAAGAGCCUUGGAGAACCAGAGGAGAAAGGAGGAACGAGACUGGCCAGCACCGGAGGAGGAAAGCCACAGAAAACAGGCAAGUAAUUGUGGGCUUUCUAUUUAAGACCCGGUUUUUCUUUUUAAACCGGAGAGUGAGGUCUGAUCCACCUUGCUAGGUAUAAAGGUUUUGGGAAUUGGACUGUCCAGAAUAUAUGUAUGUAUUUAAAAGGUUAAAGUGUUAAGAAUUGUGUUAUUCAGUAUUUGGAAAAUUAUGGGUGGAGGAAGUAGUAGUCAGACUCCUCUGGAUUCUAUGUUAAAGCAUUUUAAAGAAGGAUUUAUGAGUCAGGAUUAUGGAAUUGUGUGGAGUAAACAUGAGCUUAGGAGGUUUUGUGAAUUAGAAUGGCCCAGAUAUGACAUUGGGUGGCCUGAAAUAGGUACCUUUGAUCCUCACUUAGUUUUAAAAGUCCAUAGGUUGGUGUUUGAUCCUAAGAUAGGGAGCUUAGCUCAGGCUCCAUAUAUAGAUGUUUGGAAGAAAUUGGUUAAUCAACCCCCAGCUUGGUUAAAGAAAUGUAAACAACAAUGUAUUCUUAUGGCUGUCAGAGUUACAGACCCCAAAAGUCCUAAGCAGAGACCACCAGUCUUGGCUAGUGCACCAGAAGAAUUGCCACAACCCCCUCCAUAUGUUGCACCUAGAGGGGUCAAUUUGCCAGUCACACCGCAAUCCUUGUCCCUGACUUAUACCAGAAGAACUACACCCAGCACGGGGGGGUCCACAAGCCAGUUACCUAUUGAAGGAAUUGAGCAGGGAUUAGAUGCUGUCCUUACUAGCAUGGAACAGAUAAGAUAUAAAGGAGAGAAAGAAGAAAAAGCUCCUAUAAGUUCCCCCGACACCAUGGGACCAGAGUUUUGGGAAAAGAAGGAGGAAGAGAUGGACCAAUUGUUGGGAGCUGUGGGUGGAGAAGUGGAACCAGUGUCAGCCAGAACCAGAGCAAAGACAGAGACUGUUUUUACAGCACCUCUCAGACGAGUUGACCAAUUCUUAGUAAACCCAGAUGACCCCUCCCAAGUUUCAACAGGGUCGUUGUUUCAGCAUGUUCCUUUUACCACCUCUGAUUUGCUUAAUUGGAAAAUGCACUAUGGGCCUUAUAGUGCUAAACCAAAUGAAGUGGCAGAAUUGGUAAAAACUAUUGUGGAUACUCAUCAUCCAACUUGGCUAGAUUUACAACAACUUAUGGCAACACUUUUCAAUGCUGAAGAAAGGGAGAAAAUCAGGAAUGCAGUGUCUAAUAUUUUAAAACCAGAUGUCCCAGCACGUACCACCUUAGCAGACUUUAUUGAACAGCGUUUCCCCUCAAAAGAUCCUAACUGGAGUCCUUAUGAUUCGCAUCAAUUGAACUUGUUGCUCAAUUAUCAACAGUUGAUCAUAAAAGCUGUGCGCAUGGCAGGAAAGCCUGCAACAAACAUGUCGAAGCCAAGUUUAAUAACCCAGGAAGCUACUGAAAGUCCAGAGGCUUUUUAUUCUAGGCUGGUUGAAGCAUAUCAGAUGUAUACACCUAUCGACCCCACCCUUCCUGAAAAUGCUCGCAUGCUAGCAAUGGCUUUUAUUUCACAAUCAGCUCCAGACAUAAGGCAUAAGCUUCAAAAGUUGGAAGGAGCGUUGGGAAAACCCCUUAGUGAACUCAUGGAAGUUGCCAGGAAGACAUUUGUCAACAGGGAUUUGUUGGAGGAGAGGAAAAAAGAUAAGCAGAUGAAGAAAAAAGCAGAAUUGCUAGCCACCGCUUUAAUGACUGUGCCGGGGGGACAUAGAGGAAGUAGGGAGAGAACUAUAGUCCCCUCAUUAGGUCAAAAUCAGUGUGCCAUUUGUCACAGGUAUGGGCACUGGAAAAGAGAUUGUCCCAGAAGAGAAGGAAUUGAGAGAAGGGAGAUUGAACAGCCAAGAGUAACUAGAAAUCCUACCCCUUUGCCAAGAAAUUUCUCUCUUAGCCGACCCAACACCUUCAGGGGACGUGGAACAAUCAGGAAGCCCAUUAACAGCCUGCGAAAGGGAGAGGCAAAGAGAUUUUCCCCCAACACUCCUUUGAUUGGUUUGGCAGAAGCUGAGGAGUGGGAUUGACGGGGCAGUGUAGGUUCAAUUAGCCUCCCCGAACCUAUGGUCUGUCUGAAUGUGGGGGGCAAAGAAGUUUCUUUCCUUGUAGAUACAGGAGCAACCCGUUCAGUAUUAACUCAACCUUUGGGACAUAUUUCUUCUCAAUCUAUCAACAUUCAAGGGGCAACAGGAAAACCACAAACCCAGCCACUUUUAGAGCCUCUAUUAUGCACAACGGGAGGA